AUGGACGGCGCGAGGGAACGUGAAGGAGCGGCGGCGCCCCGCGCGGGCCACGCGCCGGCGCCGCGCGCCGAGCGGCGCCCGGGCGCCGCCGCCCCGCCCCCCGGGGGCGCCAACGCGCGGCGGGGGCAGGGGGGCGGCUGCCUCCGCGAGGCACGCUUGCGGCGGACGGGCGCCUUGUCUCCGCUGCCCCCGGAGCUGGAGGAGCAGCCCUGCGGACUCGACGAGCGCGAUGCGGGACCCCCGGCCGCGGGUGCCGCGCUCAAGAGCCUGGCCGGGUCGCUCCAGUUCCCGGCCGCCCUGAAGGGCCCGAUCUGGCUCAGCGUGGCCGGCUCGCUGCGCGACCGCUUGAAGCGGGCGCGCGUGUGCAUGUUGGGCAUGUCGAGCGAGGCGGAGCAGGAGAGGUGCAUGGCGCAGAUGCGCCAGCGCUUCCUGGCGUACUGCAGCCACUUCAUGGCGGAAAAGGCGCGCGACCUGGCCGUGCGGGUGCAGGCGGCGAAGGCCGCGCGGGACCUGCGGGCCACGGUGGCGAUGAUCCCCCCCGAGAUCUCGCCCUUCGUGCUCGCGCAGGAUGACGACCCGCGGGAGAUGGUGACCGCAGAUGGCUUCGUGAAGAGUUUGUUCCACCUGCCUCGCGUCGCAGACGUGCUCGCCCUCAGGGGAGUCAGCAGAGGCAUCCACGACAUCGCGGGCUCCAUCCACAGGCUCGAAAGGGCGUUGCCCGAGUUCCUGGACGAGGCCGAGGGCGUCGGGAGCCCGAUGGGCCGCGGCCCGCGUGCGGGCGGGACCUCGCCGCCGGGGGCGGUCAUGCGGUCGUUUUCGAGAACGAGGACCUUCGCUGGCUCCGUCAGUUUCGAUGACCCCUGCUCGAUCACCUUGAGGCUUGACGAGAACAAGUACUCAGGGCCCGCCUACUACGUCCUGCGACUGAUGUAUGAGCUGGGGCAGGUCGUAGCACUUUCGUUCUUCUCUGGUGCUGUUGCUGGAGACGGUCGACUCCUUCUACGUUUACAUCACUUGUCCGCUUGCCACGACGAGUCCGCCGUCCGCAAGGCGGCUGCCAGCGUACUCGAUGCAAGCCUGCUCGGAUCCGUGCAUUCAGACGAUGAGUUCGAGAGGGAGAAGACAGUCAAGUCCGCCGAGCAGAGCACUUGG
Messenger RNA from Prorocentrum cordatum, 1152 nucleotides. The record is from the annotation of a GenBank genome assembly. NCBI's taxonomy places the organism in Eukaryota, Dinophyceae, Prorocentrales, Prorocentraceae.